This is a messenger RNA of Nothoprocta perdicaria, 516 nucleotides long. It is a transcript of the gene PLAC8L1, whose product is annotated as PLAC8 like 1. The transcript has 4 exons. NCBI's taxonomy places the organism in Eukaryota, Metazoa, Chordata, Aves, Tinamiformes, Tinamidae. The record is from RefSeq and is a predicted model, not a curated record. Bases 1 to 516 code for a protein of 171 amino acids.
AUGAGCAUCUCCUUGGCUGAGAUCCGGUCGCCCUUCGUCCUUUCCUGGGUAGCACCUGAGGACGGGGCCUCCUUCCCCUCUCGAGUCAAGAAGGAGCCUGUGACGAGCCAGCCGGGCAGCGGGGUUGGUGUGUCUGCCGUCACAACGGUCAUGUGGAGCGGCGGGGCCUGGAGCACCGGCCUCUUUGACGUCUGCACCGACAAGAAAGUUUGUGCCUGCGGCUCCCUCUGCACCCYGUGCCUGGAGUGCAGCCUGGCCCGGCGCGCCGGCGACUGUUUGUGCCUCCCUUUGCUCCCGGGCUCCUCCUUGGCGCUGAGAGUUGGUGCCCGAGAGAGGUACAGGAUACGCGGGACCAUUUAUGAGGACUGGCUAGCAGUUUACUGCUGCUGGCCUUUUGCUGUCUGUCAAGUGGCCCGAGAGCUGAAGAGGAGGGCCGUGACCCAGAUCUGUGAAGUAAAUGCCAUUCCUGUAGCUGAAGAUGUCCUAGUUAGAAAAAUCCCCAGCAAGGGAGCCUGA